This is a messenger RNA of Hemibagrus wyckioides, 3586 nucleotides long. RefSeq names its product solute carrier family 17 member 5 (gene slc17a5). Gene Ontology annotation, molecular function: transmembrane transporter activity. Gene Ontology annotation, biological process: transmembrane transport; monoatomic anion transport. Lineage: Eukaryota; Metazoa; Chordata; Actinopteri; Siluriformes; Bagridae. The record is from RefSeq and is a predicted model, not a curated record. The transcript is spliced from 11 exons. Bases 75 to 1547 code for a protein of 490 amino acids.
GCCCACGUGCUGACUGCGUAUUGCAUUUAGACUGAUGUCCGGGAAGUAAACAUUUCGCCUAUACCGUGUGAGCCAUGGACCGCGUAGGAUCAGACACAGAAACUGAUGACUAUGAGCAGCCUUUGCUUCAUCGGAAUAGGGACGAUGGUGUAAAGAGAGCUCCUGUGCUAUGCUCUUCACGCUAUGGCCUUGCCUUAAUGUCGUGCUAUGGCUUCUUUGUGGCGUACGCACUGCGUGUGAAUCUCAGUGUGGCCAUGGUGGAUAUGCUGAGAAACAGUAGCAUCAGUACUAAUGCCAGUGGCUCUGUGUGCCCGAGGCAUACCAGCCCAGCGCGACCCAGACACAACCACACAGCCAGUGUGUACGACUGGGACUCAGAGACUCAGGGCUGGAUCCUGGGCUCCUUCUUUUACGGCUACAUCUUCACUCAGAUACCAGGUGGCUAUAUGGCACGUAAAUAUGGUGCCAAGUGGCUGCUGGGCAUCGGCAUUCUAGGAACUGUGAUCUUUACUCUGCUAACGCCUGUGGCUGCAGACCUGGGAGCUGGUUAUCUCAUAGCAGUCAGGGUGCUGGAGGGCAUAGGGGAGGGAGUGACAUUUCCUGCUAUGCAUGCUAUGUGGGCAUCCUGGGCUCCACCCUUGGAGAGAAGUCGACUGCUUACUAUCUCUUAUGCAGGUGCCCAGCUUGGCACUGUAGUAGCCCUUCCCGUGUCUGGUCAGAUAUGUUUUUACCUGGAUUGGACAUACGUCUUCUAUAUAUUUGGAGCUAUUGGGCUACUCUGGUUUUUCUUGUGGGUUUUUCUGGUCAGUAAUAGUCCUGACACGCACAGAAGGAUAUCAGAGAUUGAGAAGACAUACAUAAAAGCUUCAUUAAAAAAAGAGCUGUCUCCCACUUCAGCCUACAUCCCCUGGAUGUCCAUUUUCACAUCUGCUCCACUAUGGGCCAUAGUUGUUGCUCACUUUUCAUACAACUGGACAUUUUACACACUGCUGACUCUCUUACCCACCUACAUGAAUGAUAUUCUGGGCUUCAGCAUUAAGGAGAACGGGAUGCUCUCUGCCCUGCCCUACUUGGGUUGUUGGCUUCUGUCUAUGGGAGGAGGCCAGUUAGCAGACUACCUAAGAGAGACCUGGCUUUUCCGCACAGUGACUGUGCGCAAGGCCUUCACUAUAGUAGGCAUGGUGGGACCAGCUGUAUUUCUGGUGGCAGCAGGAUACACUAACUGCAACUACAUUCUGGCUGUUGUUUUUCUCACUGUCUCCUCAAGUCUGGGAGGCUUUUCAGCAUCUGGCUUUAACAUCAAUCAUCUUGACAUUGCGCCAUCAUAUGCUGGAAUCUUGCUAGGAAUCACAAACACAUUUGCAACUAUCCCCGGCAUGGUGGGUCCUGUGAUAGCAAGAUCACUGACCAAAUCUAACGCUAUUUCGGACUGGCAAACAGUAUUUUAUAUCUCAGCUGGGAUAAAUCUCUUCGGUGCUAUCUUCUACACAUUGUUUGGAAAAGGUACAGUACAACCUUGGGCAGUCCAGAGAGUAAACAUAGAAUAGAAAGUCUUUGAAAGGACUGAAUGGACACUACGGCAUUAAGAAUUCAGGGGAUGGAUUCAGAUGACUCUGCUUGAAGAUUCGAGCACAGCUGAUUAGAUUAUACUGUUUUUGGUAAACAUAUGGCUAAAUGUUUUUGAUAUCAUUAUAAAUGGAUGCUUUGGUGAUUUUCGUUCUCUCACUUCCAUGUCGUUUUUAAGCAUUUUGUGUAAUGUAGGGGCCCAGUAUUUUUACAGGACACAUGUCUUUAGUCAGUGUACAUCUUAGACAGCGGACAUUUUAAUUCAGUGACUAUAGUUUGCUUUCAGUUCAUUUGAACUGCUCAGCAAAUUUCAGAUUGUUUAGGGUUUAGUGAGGCACAGAUGAUGUACGUCAGCCAUUCAACAGCUUCAAAGUUAUUAAAAAUGUGAACUGCAACAAGUGCUAAUACAGCCCUCUUGGGUUAAAAAUAUCUCUAAAAAUUUCCUUCUGUGAAUGUUUCCAAUAGAAGGAGGAGCAGUCGGGACAGUUAGUUAAUGACAGCGCUGGCUGAAUAUUUUAAACUAGCUUAAUCUGGCAACCUCAAGAUCUUGUUUUAUAGUACAUAAUUGGAAUUGAAUCUAAUGAAGCACAGACACUGUGUCUCUGAUGUACAGAACCAUUUCUCUUUUAAAAUAUAUUGCACAGAUUGGGAUAGGGAAAAGGGAGGAAUGGUCUGGAUAAUAUGGUAUAAAACACCAUGGUGACUUUGCUGUGUGAUGGCAUGCUGAACAACUGCAUGUUGUUAACUCAACUGCCUUGUACAGGGAUUCACCCGAUUGUAGCCUAUAAAACUGGUAAAAUAGGAUAGCCCUUUGACUAUAUUUUGUUUGAAACUGUGUUGUUAAUCAUGCUGUCCUGCGCCACCAAAGUCUAUGGUCACAAGUUUUUCUACUAUUUUUAGACUCUACAUUAAAAUGGUCAUUUACUAUUCCAUCUAGGAACAGGAAGUGAACUGAGCUGGACUUUAGCUGUAGCUUAAAUUAACUUGAAGAUGCAGACGUGUCAACAUCUUAGUUUAUCUGAAGCAUUUAAAAUUUAUGACCUCCUGGUGAAACAGGAGAUACCUGAAAACUACACUGUUUUAUUUUUCAGUUAAAAUAAUGCAGAAAUAAAAUCUACCUGUCAGAUAAGUCAUUUUACUGUACAGGCAAGGUCUUGGUACAUCACAGACUUUCAUAUGCUGCUGGUAGUGGUUUUUCCUGUGUGCUGACUUGAUCUAGGUGAAUUUUGACCAAUAAAAUCACAAUACCUGUUUUUUUUGCUGCUUAUUUUUUAAGUAUGGGUUUAGAAUCUGUAGAAGGAAAUUCCUCUCUAGCCAUGGGUCUUAUAUCCGCAGUUCCUGAUUACGUUUUUUUGUACUCUACAUGCAAUUUUCAAUUUUUCUACUUGAAAAGAAUUACUGUUGAUUCUAAUCAUUUUGAAGAUAAAUAUAAUUGUGAAUUUAUUUUGUUUUUGCCUUUUAUGUAAAUCGUAUGGAAAUGUCUGAAAAUCACCCGGAUCAAAUCGAGUCACUUUUUCUCUGUUAAAAACUAAAAGCUUUCUAUAAAGCAAAUGUAACCCCUACAUAACUGUCUCUUUUUUGGUAUUGUGCCUUACUUUUAUGGUAAGCCCAUAAAAUGAUUUUAUUAUAAAACACAGACCCACAAUCUCUGAGAUUUUAUCUUGCUUUACUUUUUGUCUGUUUACACGAUAUGAAGCUAUAAACGGAAGUGGGUAUAUUUGGUUGCUAGUUUUUGUAUUUUUGCAUUAUAUAUUUUAGCUCAUUAUUACGUUGUUUACUUAAGACAUAAAGUCCGAUAUCUCAGGAAUGGAGACAGUGGAAAGAAAUGGAGAAGAAUGAAGGAAUUGUAAGAAUGAUACCUUAUGUGAAAAGAAGACUUGUCCCCAUGCCGUUUGCUACAUAGCUGAAGUAAUGUGUAAGCCAUGUCUAUUCAACAGUAAGAAGUCUUGUAUUCGCUUAAUUUCCCCUGACCAUAACUAAUCAUGUUCAUUCAAAGUAAUUAAAGUGCAUAAAUCAGUCA